UUAUGUACAGGGCAAAACAUAAACAUCCGAGUAAGCAGCUGCGGCAAUUAGAAAUUAACCAAAUUCUCAAUUGAAAUAAUUGGGAGGCCAAAUUAAAUAAGAUUUGAUUUGCAAAAUUCACGAUCAUAAGCCUGUAUUUUAAGACAAACUUGUUAAAAAUCGCACAUUUGUUCACACAAUCAUAAACAUUGCCGUAUAUUUCUGCUCUGGAGACUUGAAAUGUAACUUUACAACCCCUUAAUGUAAAAUAUUAUAUAUUUUGUUUCUCAUAAUGUUUCAAAAUAUUCCUGCACACUUAAAUGCAUUUUUUUUCGUAAUUGAAAAAGCAAAAUCAUAUGAUGAUAAAUAUUGCUGGCAGUCAUUACUGGAAACGUCACGACGAAGUGAUACUUCCCCUCUAUUAAAAGGUAGUCGUACAUAUCUUCUGCUUCAAAGUUUCGUGUGAUCCGGUAGGGAGUAUGUGACACUGGCAGUAAGCAUUAAUACAGAGGCAGAGAAAUAUGAUCACUGCUGUUCUCCUGCUGUGUGCGGUCGGGGUUUACUGCUCUGAUGGCAGAGCGGUGCAGAGCCAAGCCUGCGUGCCCUCUCCUGAGGUGGAAUGUUUUCUGCCAGCUGACUAUCUGAAUGCAUCUGGUCCUGUCAGCGUGGAGGUGAGUUAUGGCAAGAAACUCAUUAUCUCUCUGGAGGGCCUCUAUGGAUACUCCGACUGCCACUGGAUCCAAGGAACAGACACAGUACCAACAGCGAACGGGAGUCACUCCAUUAUCCUACCACCGCUUUAUGAGACAGAUUCUGGGGAAUACACACUGAGCUGUGAAGCUGGCAGUGGGACCAGGUUCUCACUGCCUGUGGCUCUGCAUGUAGUAAUGACACGUCCCACAAAACCACGAUUGACGCUGAUCAAGACAGAGAGCUCUAGGAGUUCCCCAUAUUUUAAGUGUGUCUCUGGAGGCUCGCCGAAGCCCACACUUAGUUGGACUGGAGAGCCUUAUAAGAGAAAUGUUCCUGGAAAAAGCGAAACUGCAGAGAGGACAAUAAAGAGUACAGACUAUAUUCAUAAAGGAGUGAUGUGUUGUGCUACUAACCUUGAAGGACAAGAGUGCUCCCAACUGUAUGACUACGACAUAGACAGUGGGUCCAUGGAAAAUGAGGUUUCUAACGUGACCCUGAGCCCUGGUCAGUCUUUACUACUUCGCUGCCGACAAAAACGUGAAAUACGAAAACCGUCUGUGUUACGGUGGGAGAAAGGCAGCACAAUAAAAAAUGCAGUUGCAUGCCCUUCUAAAAACAAGGAGGAGAUCUGCAUUAGAGAUGAUGUACAUUUAGACAGUCAGAUGUCCUACAUGUUAAUCGAAUCAGUCAGUGUGGAUCAUACUGGCACAUAUACCUGCAGGAGUAGUAACAACAAAAUGAAGUCUGUUAACAUUCAUGUCCAGGCCGAAGGUUUCCUCUCUGUCCAGCUGGAUGACAGCAAAAUCAUAUCAGCUCAGGAGGAACCCACCCCCUGUUUGCAAGCCAAUGUUUUCUACCACCCCAUGCUGCAGCGCUGUACCUGGGAGGAUCCUGAUAAAAAAAGGACUAAAUGCAUCAGGGAUGCCUGGGUAACAAUGCACAGGACUGUGAAGCUAUGUGAGAAGCUCAAAUCUGGAGAAUAUAAGUUACACUUGGAGGCUGGAGGACAAAAAGAAACAAAGAAUAUAUCUGUGUGUGUUGUAGACAAACCUAAGUUCAAUUUAAACACGGCUGAUAAUACCUUUACCAUUGAGACCAGGAGUCCUGUGCCAGCAAAUUAUUCUUGGAUGUCUUGUUCUACCAAUGACAGCUGUGAAGCAGACUAUGCCUGGGAAGAGAUCCCUAACACCAAUGAAACAGACACAGAUGUCUCCUGUGACAAGCCAAUCAAGAGUUUACUUAGCAGACAUCAAGUGGAUGGACACCAGUUAAAGUUUUGCCUUACUAACUCAGUUGGAUCCUGGUGCGAAACAUUCCCAGUAUACGAGUGGCCUUCACCUCAGCUCUCCAGAGUUGUCUCAAAUCCUGAGAACGGCAGCUUGAUGGUGCUGAAAGUAGGCAGUUUGGUCCUGCUUCUGGCUUUGUGCGUAGUCAGCAUUGUGCUCGCGUACUUUGUCAAAAAGAAGAAACCCCAGUAUCAGCCCCAGCUUCAGGUCAUCCAGAUGGUUGGGCCCAAUGAUAAUGAUUACAUCUACAUCAACUUCAAGGACUUUCAGUACGACCAGAAAUGGGAGUUUCCCAGGGAAAACCUGGAAUUAGGUAACGAACUGGGCUCUGGGGCUUUUGGCAUGGUGGUCCAGGCUACAGCUUAUGGUAUUAACAAGCCCGGAGUCUCACAGCAGGUGGCCGUUAAGAUGCUUAAAGAGAAACACCAGACUGUGGAGAAAGAGGCUCUGAUGUCCGAGCUCAAGAUGCUGACCCACAUUGGUCACCAUGCCAACAUUGUUAACCUGCUUGGGGCAUGCACAGACACAGGACCCAUAUAUCUGAUUUUCCAGUACUGCUGUCACGGAGACCUGCUGAACUACCUAAAGAACAACAGUGAGCGCUACCACAAGUCUGUGACUGACGCUUUCAACAAAGACCGUUUCAGGAGCCUUUACCACAACCUGCAGCCAAGAAAAACUUCUAGUGAGCAAGAAACAGCAGUGGACAACUACGUGCCUAUGUACAAUUCUACCACUAGGGGGCAGGAGGACAUCGCUCUCCUCACCAUGAACUCCUGUGACAUGGACAGCUUUGAAGAUCUGGAGAGCUACGAAAACCCAGAUGAUCAGACAGACGACCUGCAGGCCCUGACCUUUGAUGACCUGCUGAGCUUUGCCUACCAAGUGGCCAAGGGCAUGGAGUUCCUCUCCAGCAAAAAUUGUAUCCAUCGGGACCUGGCAGCUCGAAACGUGUUAGUGACAAAGGACAGGCUAGUGAAAAUUGGUGACUUCGGACUGGCCCGGGACAUCGACAACGACUCCAACUACGUUGUGAGAGGAAACGUGCGUUUGCCAGUGAAGUGGAUGGCACCGGAGAGCAUCUUCCAGGGGAUGUACACCAUGAAAAGUGACGUCUGGGCUUACGGCAUCCUCCUCUGGGAAAUCUUCUCACUAGGUGUCACUCCGUACCCAGGCAUGAAGGUGGAUCAUCAGUUCUAUUCAAUGAUUGAGAGAGGAUUUAAGAUGGAGUGUCCAUAUUACGCCAACGAUUCUGUGUACGAGAUGAUGUGUAUGUGUUGGGCCCCGGAUCCCUGCGAUCGCCCUUCUUUCUCCAAACUGGUGUCUUUUAUGUCUGUACAGCUGACAGACAGAGAGGAGAAGCUCUACCAUAACAUGCUCAAUGAGUCAUCCUGCGACUACCAGAAUGCACCGGCCAUUUUGGACAUUUCCUUCUUGACGAAACAGAACGAGAGCAAGAUGCAAUCAGCCAAUGACUACUGUCAAACUCAUGCGACUGAGGAAAGCAAAGCAGAAGUGUGUGACUCAGAUACUGUGGAAACUGAUGAAAAACUUCUGAAGAAUUCUGCUACCGAGUGAUCACCAAUCGCUCAUUGCCUGUUGACAUUCAAACUAUUUUAUCAAUAAGGCCUAUAUUAUAUUUCUCAUUAAAAUAUUCUCAAGAAUUACAAUAGAAUGCACUUGCUUCAUAUACUAUUAAGAUAUUGUAAGCAUUUUCAGAAUGAAUAAAACAUAUGUAGCAUAUAUUUACCAUAAUCUGUGAAAGUAAAUGACGAUAGCUUUUACUUAUGUUCAUGCAAUUCAUUCAAUUGUGUUCUUACUGUGAAAAUGGGUAAAUACAGUAUUUUUUUCUGAAGUAUUUGUACUCAAGGAGGUUAUAUUGUGCAGCUAAAAUUUAAAUCAGGUUUCAUAAAAAGGAUCCUAUAUAUUCUCAGGUCUAUACUGUAGACAUGUAAGCUAUGGUGUAGUAACUUUUUCAACAGUAGAACUUUAGCAACUGAUUAACUACUGGUUAAAGAUUAUAUCACUGUUACUAUACAUAUGGAAACAGCCUUUAGCUUUAAGGUAUUGUUAGGCAGUAAAAUGUAAUGACAGUUAUUUUGUUGUGGUAUCUUAUAUUAUGGCAGCAGCUAUAAUCUGCAGUCUUUGUGUGUACAAAGGCUUUUCACACAUAUAUUAAACCAAGCUUUGCAGAUUUGAUACAAUGCAUUUGUAUACUGUAUUGUCAUGUUUAAGCAUUAUACCUGCAAUAAAAUGUACUUUAUGUUAAA
Molecule: messenger RNA, 4228 nt
Organism: Thunnus maccoyii (southern bluefin tuna)
Lineage: Eukaryota; Metazoa; Chordata; Actinopteri; Scombriformes; Scombridae
Gene: flt3
Product: fms related receptor tyrosine kinase 3
Exons: 24
Coding region: 501-3536 (1011 amino acids)
Biological process (GO): B cell differentiation; multicellular organism development; positive regulation of kinase activity
Cellular component (GO): signaling receptor complex
Molecular function (GO): ATP binding; transmembrane receptor protein tyrosine kinase activity
Source: RefSeq, a predicted model, not a curated record